This is a messenger RNA of Myxocyprinus asiaticus (Chinese sucker), 2434 nucleotides long. Its product is annotated as charged multivesicular body protein 3. Gene Ontology annotation, biological process: late endosome to vacuole transport; protein transport; endosome transport via multivesicular body sorting pathway. Gene Ontology annotation, cellular component: ESCRT III complex; multivesicular body. Bases 121 to 786 code for a protein of 221 amino acids. The transcript is spliced from 6 exons. The record is from RefSeq and is a predicted model, not a curated record. Lineage: Eukaryota; Metazoa; Chordata; Actinopteri; Cypriniformes; Catostomidae.
AAGUUGUCAUAUGUUGAACGAUUUUUUUAUUUUUUUAUAUAUAUAUAUAUAUUGAACGAUUGGAAUCAGGAAGUGGGCUUGUAAUGCACUAUUUUGAGCCCGUUUCUGUUUAACUUCAAAAUGGGACUUUUUGGAAAGACACAAGAGAAACCACCAAAGGACCUGAUCAAUGAAUGGUCUCUUAAAAUCAGGAAAGAAAUGAGAGUUAUUGACAGGCAAAUCCGAGAUAUUCAAAGAGAAGAAGAGAAGGUGAAGAGAUCCAUCAAAGAUGCCGCUAAGAAGGGACAGAAAGAUGUCUGUAUCAUCCUCGCCAAAGAAAUGAUUCAGUCAAAGAAAGCUAUCAACAAGCUGUACGCCUCAAAAGCCCAAAUGAACUCUGUGCUUCUCAGUAUGAAAAAUCAAUUGUCUGUAUUAAGGGUGGUUGGGGCCAUGCAGAAAAGCACAGAGGUCAUGAAAGCCAUGCAAAGCCUGGUUAAAAUCCCAGAGAUUCAAGCCACCAUGAGAGAACUCUCAAAAGAGAUGAUGAAGGCCGGCAUCAUAGAGGAGAUGCUGGAGGAUACAAUGGAGGGUAUGGAUGAUGAGGAGGAGAUGGAGGAAGCAGCAGAGGCAGAGGUGGACAAGAUCCUCUUUGAAAUCACAGCAGGUGCUCUUGGAAAAGCUCCCAGCAAAGUCACAGAUGCCCUGCCUGAAAUGGGGCCACCUGGGGCCACAGCAGCCUCUGAAGAUGAAGAAGAAGAAGAAGAUAUUGAGGAGAUGCAGUCCAGACUAGCAGCACUGAGAAGCUAAACGACCUAUAUUUUUCACCCUUAAGUGCUACAGGCAUAGACAACAGCCCCAUUUCUUAUUUUUUUCUGUUGUUUAUUUGUACAAAUUGUACCUAUAAGGACCUUUGGCACAUUCAUUUAAGGGUUCAUUUCAAACUGCACAAAAAACAAAUUAAUUUCUAUUGAGGAGGAUAUAGAAUAGAAAAAAAAUACUCUUUAUUAUACAGAAUGAAUGAAAACAACAUAUGUUAUGAAGUGAGCAGUAAUGUUCAAUACUCAAAUGUGGUAGCAGCUGGAUGCAUAUUUCAGCUCAUUGACUUUUUACAGCCAUUUUCUUUAUAGAUAUUUAAACUCUUCUCAUUUUAAAUCUACGCCUAUAGCUGAGCAGCUUGUCUAAGGAUCUGUUGUGCAGUGGUGUCAUAUUGGUGUUGGUCCUAGUCAUUUUGCCUCUGUUGUCAUAUUUGCUGUUUUUUUUUCCUCAAGCCUUACUAAGGCUAAGUGAAUAGUUCUUUCCUAUAUCUGGUAAAUUGGUUUUACUGAGUAGGACAAAUUCAUGGAAGCCAUUACUUGUAAAUCUUGUACAAAUACGGAAUAUAAAAAUAUUGAUAACGGUUUGCAUUGUUGUUUUGUAAGUAAACACUCUGUUAUAGAUGCAGUGGGGACAGUUCAUAUGGACAUUCUGAAUAAAGGAAUGAUUGUGCAUGGGAACUGGCUAGCUUUUAUAGCUGGCCCCUACACUAGGUGUAUCAAACCAGAAUGAACUGAUCCCAUUCUGUUUUGUUUUCUGUUAUGUUUCUGCAAAAUUUGGAUUUCUGCCUGUUAUAAGUUCAAAUCCGGUGAUGUCUUUGUAUUUUUAUGCUUUUGCUAUUUAGGUGAAAGAAAUGCUCAUUUUACAUUACUGAUGUUUUCCUCGGUGCUCUCUGAUGAUGUAAAUCACUGUCAAUUCAACUUGGCAUGAAACGAACACAUCAUUUGUUUAACACUAUAAUAGUUACAAGCUUCUAAGGUGUUAUUACACAUCCGGCUUUGUGGCUUUCUUCAGCCAGUCCCAUGCGAUUUAAGUUUAUUGACUAAAUGGUGUGCUUGCUAUAAUUCUGACAUGUCUAAAUAAGAAACAAUUGCCCUCAAACAGAGAGGGGAAAAUAAGUGCAUUGUUACAUGAUAAUUAGUUUUUAUUAUGGCAUGUCAAAAUCAGUAUCUGUGUAUUUUAUGUACAUUAUGGGCUCUGGAGUUUACAAGUACACAGAUUUUGUACAGAUCCAGACUCAAUAUGUUGUGUCUAAUUAUUUAUAAUCUCUUGAAUGAAUCAAACUGAUGGAUAAUUUUGCUUCAUUUUAGACAUUUGCUGUUAACACCUGCACAAACAUUUAUUUUGUACAUGGUAAAAAAUGUUAACUAAUGCAUUUUUACAAACAAAAAAGGGGUAUUUAUGUACAUUCAGAGAGCCAAUGAUCUCGUGCAAAAUUAUUUGCUUUAAAGGGAGUUCUAAAGACCUCAGAAGUCACAGAAAAAUAAACAGCACAGAGUAUACACUCAUGAGGUAAAAGGGGGGUUGGCAUCUUGUCUAUUGGGAUUCUCAAGGGUUUUUUCCCUUAUCUCAAUUUGUCUCCCUUUCACCCCCUUCCUCUCAACUCAUCCACAGCUUUUAUGAGGGAACCAGAUAAAAGUGU